This is a messenger RNA of Boleophthalmus pectinirostris (great blue-spotted mudskipper), 9870 nucleotides long. It is a transcript of the gene zfyve26, whose product is annotated as zinc finger, FYVE domain containing 26. The record is from RefSeq and is a predicted model, not a curated record. Gene Ontology annotation, cellular component: lysosomal membrane; midbody; centrosome. Gene Ontology annotation, biological process: double-strand break repair via homologous recombination; regulation of cytokinesis; mitotic cytokinesis. The transcript has 43 exons. Gene Ontology annotation, molecular function: metal ion binding; phosphatidylinositol-3-phosphate binding. Lineage: Eukaryota; Metazoa; Chordata; Actinopteri; Gobiiformes; Gobiidae. Bases 207 to 7916 code for a protein of 2569 amino acids.
CAUGACCGCAGCUAACAUGCAGCUAGCCGCUUAGCAUAACACUUGAGCGAUCAAGGCACAGGAGAGUUACGGAGUGUAGCAGUCUCAGAUAUGGGGAAUACCACUCAAGUCAAUAUGUGAAGAAUACUCUGGAGUGCUUUGAGGGCUAUUCUGUGUGAAGGUACUUGUGUGACCACUUCUGAGCUGAGCACCAGUGAACAGAGGCCAUGCAUCCCUUUGGCCGUGAAGCAGAGACCUCACUGGAGGACCUAUUUUUUUACUUUAAGAAGUCUCUGCAGCAUGGAGAAUGGGAGCUAGCCAGCGCCUGUGUACCUCAGCUGGUGAACUCUAAUGAGGCACUCUCAGAAAACCUUUGGGACAUAGUCAAGUCUAUAAUCUGCCACCCAUAUGAUUUGAAAUGGCAGUCAUUGGGCAGUCCACACAAACUGGCUUGGUACUGGCUUCAGGUUUUGGAGAAAUGGUCAGAGGAGCAGGUUUCUGCUACUGUUAGAAGAGAGCUGGAGUUUUUGCUUCUUUUAGAAGAGUUAGGGUCAGAGGGCAUACCAACAGCUCAAAUCAAGGAAUUACACCGAAUAUUUACAACCCAUUACACUGACAAAACAACCCCAGAUGUUCUCAGAAAAACAAAUGCUGUGAUUGAGUCUUGUCUUCAUACAUUAUUGGACAAAAAGAGGCCAAGACUUGCGCAGUCUUUUGUGUGCUUCUUACAGUCAUGCUCAGAAGAAUCAACCCUUCAGCAACCAUUCAUCCAGCACCUCAUAAAGAAAUUGGAGGUGCCUGAGUUGAAUCCAGAGAAGAAGGAGGAGUGGGUAAAGGACAUUUGUGCUGUUCUGUCAGUAAUGCCAUGGAGCUCCAGUACAAACAAUGGACAGUUUGAAGUCUUGUGCGAGGCGUUAUGGACUGCCAGAGAGGGUCCGCUCAAAGAAGAGAGGGUCCUGAGCGCACUACUGAGGCCACAAUGUGAUACAUUGGUCUCUAUGUACUGCUCUACUGCUGUGAGGCUUCAAAGGGACCAUCUUCUCAGGACUGGACCCGAUACACUAAUUGAACUCCCUGAAGCCCAGAAACUCACACUCACUUUGUGUAGCCAUAAGGAUCGUCCCUCAAUUUGGAAAACCAUCUAUUUCGAGUGCCUUAAUAGUGGAAAACAUUUUCUUGAACAAGUUUUGGUUACUGCCCUUGACCUGAUUAAACAUGAGGAGUUUUCUCAGCUCAAAAAUUUGCUUCUCUUGGAGUUUCGGCCUUUGUCUCGCCUCAUUUUACUGCUGGGAUGGACUCAGUGCCGCAGCCUUAACUCUGGUCAAACACUGCUGAGUAUCCUCCAUAAUGAGCAGGUGGCUGCUAAUGAUACAAUUCUACAGGAGUUUGCCAAUAUUUUAUCAUCUCAGCUGGGGAUACUUGAAUGGUGUAAAAACAACAACCCGGAAAUUUCAACAGAUGCAUUAUUGGCACAACUUCACAGCCUGGACAAUCACUCGGCUCUUUAUAUUCUACAUUCCUUAAUUCCACUGGCUCAAUUUGAAGAGCACAAAAUACUAGACAUUCUAAAACAACUGCCAAAACACCAGCAAGCAACAGAUGAAACUGAGGCCAUUCACAGCUUUAAGAACUCUGGUGCCCAUAGGAACAUUGUUUUGUUCCAGGGUUUUUGUGCCAUGAAAUAUGCAGUGUAUGCCUUGUGUAUGAAUGCUCAUAAAUACACCAACUGCCCCGAGUGUGGAUCCAAGCAGCAGGAUGAAGCAUCUCAAGCAGAAAACCACCAAACCCCAGCUUCCUCUGAAGGAUGCCAAGUGGCUUUCCAGAGCUACCUGUCCGAAUGCCGGUAUUACCUAGAGGCCGUGCCUGCUGUGUUUCGCCUGGAGCUCAUGGAAAACAUCUUUUCACUACUUUUCUUAUCCAGCACAGACUUUACCCUGCCAGUUAUAAAAGAUACAACAACAUCCUCACAGGGUUCAAAUACACAAACUCUUAAUUCAACCAAAGACAGGACAGAGGAGGUUGAAGAAAGCUACAAAGAAAGUGAAAGCAUGCCACCAUCCUGUUCAACAGCGAGGCAUCAUUUGGACUUGGCACAUUUUGUCCAAGGCUGUAGGGGUUUUUUGGUGGAUGCCAGUGCCAUGGAAGGACUUCUGAAGCUGUUGAAAGAGUUGCUGGAUGCCCUGAGUGCCUUGGCGCAGCAGGAUGCUCCCCUUGUUGAUGUGGAGUUGGCAGAGAGCAUCGGCUGUUCUGUGACUCCAGACUCCUUCAUGGUCCGGCUACAGAGGCUAACCAAACGCACUGCAGAAGCUCAGUGGAGACUUCAGAUCAUCUCUUGUAAUCACAGUACAGAUGGUACAGACAGCCCUCUUCAAACCUCGACAUUUAGUUUUCCUACUUCGUCUCUGGGUCGUAGUAAAAGUUCAAGUCUGAGGAGGAGGAGGCGACAUGGAAGACACUCAAUAGAAAGGGAGAACUCAGUGGAGAAACACAAUGGAGAAGUGAGCACCAGUGCCUCAGAUGGCAAUGGAGGGUCUACAUCUACCCCAGACCUAGAGAUUUGUCCUUGUGGAGGACCUCACAGUUGGCUGGUCCCUGCCAUGUUGUCCACCCCAGAGUCUCUGCUCAUAUCGUGCAUCCGGAGAGGGAACUAUAUGGAGGCACAUCAUGUGUCUCAGAUGUUUAAUCUGGAAGCAUCUGCGUGCUGUGGAGAGCUCGUGUUUAUGGAGCAUUAUAAGAAGGUGCUGGUGGAGCUGGGGGAGGUGGAGCAGAAGAUGGAGAGUCAGUCUAUGUCUUCGUCCUCAUCCUCAGAGGGACUGGGGUCUGCGGUCCCGGCUGGAGCAGGGAGGACCAGACUGGGCAGCAGCGGGAGGACUACACUGCAGGCCAUUGGAAGUGCUGCUGCUGCUGGUGUUGCUUUCUACUCUAUCUCUGACAUAGCAGACCGCCUCUUGAGCACAGCGGCUCACCCUUUGCCCUGUUUGGAGGAGGAUUACUGGAUCCGUCAGUGCCCCUCUGAUAACUAUGGGCUCCUGUACACUUUGCUAGAGGAGCUGAGCCCGGGCGCCAUGGCAGCGUUUGACCUGGCCUGCUGCCACUGCCAGCUCUGGAGGACGUCCAGACAGCUUCUGGACACAGCCGAGAGGAGGCUCAGCACCAGUCAUGAGGACAGAGGUUUAAGAGUGGACCCCAAACUACCCCAUUCAGAGGGAAUCUGUGGAUUUCCUAUGGUUUUACAACAAAUAAACAAGCUCUUGAAUCAUUCUUCAUCUAAUAAAAGCUCCACCAAAACAGACUCUCCUGUAGAUGAGGUGUUUUCUAGUCCGUUCGGUUGCUGUGUACAGGAGGUGCUGUUGUGUUGUUACCCGACGCUUAGUGAAGAGUCCAUUUCAUCUCGUCUCACUUUGGCUCAGAGGCUGGAGUCCACUCUGCAAAUACUCAGCACAGCCACUAAGAGCACAGAGGGCACAGUAGGCAGCCCUCUCCUAGAUCUCUUGGUGGAGCAGUCCCGUCUGAAGCAGGCCGAGCUGGACUCUCACCCGGUGCGCUCCAACAUGAAGCAGCUGCUCCGCUCUCUGGACCAGCUCUGCCCCUUUGAGCCUGACGGAGCUCUCUCCAGACCCGACUAUGUCCGCAGUUUCCUCGACUAUGUCAACAUCCUGGCCUCUGUUCUAGUGCGCAGCCUUGGGACAGAUGAUAACAUUGGAGAUGUCAAACUUGGAAAUCCUCUCUUGGUGCUGCUUCAAGCUCCGUCUCAACUUCUGUCCCACCUGCUUUUUGACCGACAAGUGUCCCCUGACAGAGUACUGUCUUUGCUGCAGCAGGAGCAUUUGCAUCUAAGCGUUCAGGAGGUGAUUGUUCAGAGAUGCUGUGAGACUUUACCUGUGUGGACCUCCUUUCCAGGAUCUGACUCUGAACUAAUUCAAGACCUUAACAGAAACAGUAUUUUUGGAGAUGCCACUUUAUCACUUCUGCUCCAAGAACACAUGCAGGAACAUAUGUCUACUUUGGGAAUAACGAGGGACAGUCAAUCUGAAGUCGGGUCUGAGUCAGAAAACUCAGUGGAAGAUCAGUCGACCACUCAAAGCAGCAUCUCAAACUCCACACUGUCCCUCACAUCUUCACAACCUCCUCCAACAUCUUUCCUUAUUACCCCAGCUGCAUUAACAUUUCUAAAAUCACGCUCCCCUUUAUUAGCUACGUUAGCUUGUCUCAGUGCUAGCAAAGGAGAAGCAACCAAGACUCAAAAAUCUUUCUUCUGGAGUGACCGCAAACAGGCAGUCCUAGAUGGAGAGCAAAUCAGUAAAGAAGUUGAUGGCCUUCUAAAAGAGUUUCCUAUACUGCGGUCGUAUAUCUAUUCAAUGGUGGAACCGAUCUUGGACUUCCCAUUAGGAGAGGAGGACGAAGUUGGCCUAGGCACUGUCCUGUGUGGGAAAGCGUUAGUUAGUUUGUUGUUUUCAGGACCACAUGAAGAGAUGACACAAAAUGUGGCUGCUGAAGCAUUUAAACAAGCCCUAAUCACCAAAGAUCUGAAAAGAGCUCUAAACCUGCUGGAACUAUAUGGAUACGGCUGCAGCCAGGAGGGGGCGCUAAGAGACAGACUACUUGCCUGCGCUGCGCUUGAAGAAGGGUACAGUGGUAUCGGUCACCUCUUCCGUGUUCAGGACCCUCACCUUCGAGCCCAUGUGACCUUAAAGUCCCUGGAGCGAUGGCCCCUGACGUCCUGCCUGGAGCUGCUGGAGUUCUGCCUCAACGACCCCCUCACAGACCCACCCCUGAGAGCCCAACUUGAGCUCAAGAAGAAGGAGCUGGAUAUCUAUCACUGGAUGUUGAAUUUACAGCCACCUCUGCCCUGGGCAACUUGGCAAGAGCUACGUGUCGAAUCAAGAACAAACUCUGAGCUCUUAAUAUCUACGAUGCUGGAGGCGAAGGAGUUUGCCCUAUGUGCCCAGUGGGUGGAGCUGUAUCCUGUGUCUGACCAGUUGAGGCUAAAACUCACCACUGAACAUUUACUGCAUCUGUUGGAGAAGGGACAGAGUGACGAAGCUUUUCAGCUGCUGGAGGGCCUCUCAGAUUACUCAGUGGGGCUGGAAGUGUGUGAACAGGCCCUGGAUAAACGGCCCGGUUUGUCGGCCUGUCACUUUUUGGCCGAUUACCUCACGCUGCAUUUUGAGAGACAGGUGUCACCUGCCCGAAGGCGGCACAUACACGCUCUUCACCUGGGGUCAAAGGUGUUAUUGACCCUGCCUCCUACUGCAAGACAGGACUACUUCCCACUUCUGUCUGAGCCGCUGCUGAUGCUUGAGCAGCUGUUGAUGAACCUGAAGGUGGACUGGGCGGGGCUAGCUGUGGCUACGCUCAAGGGUCUUCUGGUGGGACAGGAGGCGGGAUUCAGCGCGGAACACAUAGAUGAGAUUUUAGCAGAAUACGCCUCCAAAGCUCUGGACUUCUCCUGUGCACCCAGCCAGAGAUCACGGUCCGACUCUGUGAUAAGCCUCCAGGAGGGUCUGCUGCAGUGUCCAGCUCAAGAUACCAGCUCCUCCUCAUCCAGCCGAGUAGAAUCCCCAACUGGAUCUACAAACAGCACGCCGACUCACACACCCUACUCAAACAGCACAGAGAAGGACAGAGACAGGGCGUCAGCAGGUAAAAAGCGCCGUCUGUCAGUGAAGUUUCAGCCUCCGGAGCAGCCUCCAGCUCAGAAAGACUGGGUCCCAGACACUCAGCACAGUGUCUGUAUGGUCUGUCAGAGAGAGAGGUUUACUAUGUUUAACCGGAGGCACCACUGUCGGCGAUGUGGGCGUCUGGUUUGUCAGGCCUGUUCUGAGAAGAAAAUGAACGUGGAAGGAUGUCCCGGAGAGGAAGUCCGAGUCUGUGAUCAGUGUUAUGCCUUCUUUCAUCCAGAAUCUGACGAUGAGGAAGAACCAGAUGAAGACCCCAGCAGUCCCAGAGCCCCAGAGGAAGAUGUGGAAGGGACACUGCAUCUUCCUGAAGUCACCCAUCGACAAAUCCAGCUAUGCACAAACCCUGCAGAAAACCAACUGCUUAGAAGUGAAUUUUACUUUGAACAGGCCCCGUGUGCACCCCUCUGCGUGGCCAUUUUGUCUCUACACAGUGACCAAAAGUUCUGUGGUCACCAGCUCAUUGCCCACUGCCGCUCUCUGUCCCAUAAACUGACCAACCCAGAGGUGGAUGCGUGUCUCCUCACUGACAUUAUGAAGCAGCUCCUGUUCAGUGCAAAACUCAUGUUCGUCAAGGUUGGACGCAGCCAGGACCUUGUGCUGUGUGACAGUUACAUAAGCAAGGUCGACGUGCUGAAGAUUCUGGUGAUGGCCAAUUAUAAAUAUAUUCCUUCACUGGAUGACAUUUUGGAGACUUCAGCGGUCACACGACUUCGUAACCAGCUGUUGGAGGCUGAGUACUACCAACUUGCAGUAGAGGUUUCAACCAAAAGUGGGCUGGACCCCAGUGGAGUGUGGCAGGCUUGGGGCAUGGCCUGUCUGAAAGGGGGAAACCUCUCUGGAGCCAGGGAGAAGUUUGCCCGCUGCCUGAAGCCCCCUGUGGAUCGAAAUCAGCUCAACCAGGGCCCACUUCUGCUACAGGAGAUCAUACAGCAUCUAGAGACCAGUGUUCGGCCUGCUACAACUACUUCUUUUGUCGAGGAUAUUUUGGCAUCUUUGUAUGAGCUGGAGGAGGCCCUGAGUGAGAGUGGUCCCAUUGAGCGAUCAGACGGACAAAAGCGAAGCAGUUCAUUUCAUCAGGAGAGUUUGUUUUACCUGAACACUUAUGGUACACACUUGGCUCUCAUCAGUUUCUACAUGCGCCACGACUGCCUGCUGGAGGCACUCAAAUACCUGCUCAACAAGGAAUGUCCAGAUGAGGUGUUUCUGGAGGGAGUGCUACAGCCCAGUUUGGAGCAGGGACGUCUUGGAUCUCUGGAGGAAGUUUUGGAAAAGCUGGACCCAGGUUUAGAAACAUGCAGCCGAUACCUCCUCGCCUCUUGUCAAGUCAUGCAACGCAGAGGACACUUUCACACUCUGUACCGACUACAACAGUUUAUGAUGGAUCACGUGCGAGCUGCCAUGACUUGUAUUCGUUUCUUCACACAUGGAGCCAGUUCAUACCAUCAGCUCGGAGAACAACAGAGCUGGUUGGUCAAAGCCAAAGAUCAUUUAAGAACAUAUCUCCAAGAGCAGCAGGGCAGAGGAGUGGGCCGGAGAAGAUCUCAAGUCAACUCCUUCAGAAAAACUAUGUCCGCUAGUGAUGUUUCAAGGCAUAUGAAUACAAUUGAGCUGCAGUUGGAGGUGACCCGGUUCCUUUAUCGUUGUGAGAUAAAAACACAACAAACCAGUACAUUAUCAGCCAAAUCUGGAUCACAGUCUCCACCUACACUGUUCGGAGGGAGUGCAAUGAAGAUUGAUGUUGCAUGCAAGGUGAUGCUCGGUGGAAAAAAUAUAGAAGAGGGGUUUGGCAUUGCAUACAGAGUUAUACAGGAUUUCCAGUUGGAGGCCCAGUCUGUCUACACGCGGGCUGGUCAGCUGCUCAUUAGACAAAGGAAAUACUCUGCAGUGAAGCAGCUCCUGAAGUGUGUAGGGGAAUCAGGAACAGCCACGAAAAGUGACUGUGACUCUCUCCUCCUUAGUUGUGUGUCCAGCGCUGACAAAGCCCCGGCCGAUGCAAAAGAGCUGGAAAGUCUCAUUCUGGAGAUCAAGAGCACAGAAAACAAGAUCAGAGCGUACCUGUCGUGCAGUAAGUUGCGACCAGCAUACCUAUUGGCGGUGAAGCUGGACUCGAGCCGUGCGGGGCCCCUGGUGCAGGACGUCCUUCAGGCGGCAGAGGAAGCCAAGGACUCUGUGAUGAUGAACAUUUGUCAACAGUGGCUUUCAGAGCACCUCAAGUCUCCCACACAACAACGUCAAGGUCGAACCAAUGCCAGGUGAAAGGAACAGAGGGGUGUGCCAGAGGUGAAUGGUUAAACUGGAUAGAAGUUAUAACAAGCCCAGAAAUACUAACGUUGCCAUUUCUUUCUAAUACGUAAUAUGAUUGGAUUGGAAAAGGACUACAAAAUAUUUUUAGUUUUCUUUGACUGACAAGGAUCUUUUGAUUUAUUCUAAAUUUGGCGUGAAAACCUACUUUAAUUGGACUUGAGUGCAAUACCAUGCAAAAAGAAUACUACAUACAUGCUUUAUCUUACCUGUCCUUUACAGCAAAUAAUUAUUCUCCCUGUCUUCAGUUACUUAUGUUUUUUUGUUGUUUUUACGUCAGAUGCCCUUUCUGCUGCAAACCUCUGUUUAUCUGUUUAGUAUUUUGAGUUCCCCUCUCUGUUAGACCUUUACUUUACAUGAUGAUUUAAAAUGUAUAAUAUCACCAAAUUGUUAUAUUUAAUGUCACUGCUUUGUUGUUCUGAAUUCCUUUAUAAUAAAUACACUCACUUAGGUGCUAAUUGGCAAGCAUGGGGUGCUCAAAAAAAUUAAAUAUUUGUAACUAACUACUAGAAUUGGUUACUCUAAAACUAUGUUAAAAAAAGAGUCUUAAAAUGUAUGAAUCACCAUAGUGCUUUACUCAAAUUUCAAAGAAGGAAAAUGUUACAAAAAAAGUAGAAUUGAGUUUAUUGUACAAAUCUGUGCUACCUCAGCCAAAAGGGAAAAGCAGAAACGUAACAAAAGUUUAAAUCUUUUAUGUCUUUGUCUCUCUAUCUGUGACAGUUUUUAUACAUUGUAUGAAGGUGUGAACCCUUAAAUGUGCCCUGACUCAGACUUUAACCUAAACUUAUCUUUUGCCUUGUGUCUCUGGUUUCUGAGGUUGUUUACCAUUUUAGCUUUUCACAUUUUAUCACACAUUGUUAUCAGUAUUUUUCCUGUUUGCCAACUGCACUGUAAAAGAUAUUUAAGGGCAUUUUGUUUUUUCACAUGCUAUGGUGAGCUACUAAAGGGAUGUCACACAAUUCAACCAAUGUUUUAGGUUAUUUUAAAUGUUUUCUUUGGGAAAACUGAAAUUAUUUUGAGUGGUAACCCUAUAUGUCAUGUUAUGUGAAAUUAUUUUAAGAAAAGGGAGAUGUGCCCAAUGUUUUUUGUUCAAAUGUAUUGCCUAACACCUGAAGUUAACUGAAGUUAAGUAAGAUGCCUUUUAAGAAUCCUGUGUACAAUAAGUUUGGAUUAAUUAUUAUAUUAUUUACAUUGAAAUUGGUGGGUCACAAUUGUUAGGUCUUAUUCCAAAGUAGACCAUAGAGAAUUGAACCUUUUCAGCAUAUUUGAAGUUUAAAUAUUGUUUUAAUGAUUCUCACUUAGUGAAUUUGUUUUUAAAAUAAGUGUGCCAAAAAUGUUGGACAAAAGGAAUAAUAGUUCUGUGAUAUGUGGGUUACAAUAAAAAUGAAUAUAUAUAACAAUAAUUAGGGAUGCACCAGCUUUUUUUCUUCUGAUACCGAUGUUGAUACUUUGCUGAUACUUUGACUUUAAGUCUCUGCCAACCCAUAGCGGUGCAGAAAAAAAAUGUCAAUAUCGGCGCUGAUAUCUGAUACCAGUAUAGGUUCUUUGCAUCCCUAAUAAUAAUAGCAUGCCACAAAACUGGAAACCCACCAGUUGUUAAUGUUUAAAAUGACUCACCAGUUUGUCCUUAUCAUGCUUAAAACUAUUUUGAAAUCCUAAAUUAGAAGAAGACAUCAUGAGACAGAAAAGCCAGUUUGAGCUACAGAUCUGAUAUGUUUGCACUCUGAUCUUUGUGACUGUUGUCUCAUCACUGCCGCACUUUAUACUUUAUUAAAUUACUGGUGAAUAAAAAAAAAAGUCCUGCACAAAUGAGCGGAGAAUAAUGCUUUUCAAUUGUAAUUAAUCCUUUUUUCUGUGUAAAUUAAAAUGUAAUUUAAUAAUAAAUAUAUCAAAUGUCUUUUUUUUCCAA